Molecule: messenger RNA, 1013 nt
Organism: Sander lucioperca (pikeperch)
Lineage: Eukaryota; Metazoa; Chordata; Actinopteri; Perciformes; Percidae
Product: V-set domain-containing T-cell activation inhibitor 1-like
Exons: 6
Coding region: 24-794 (256 amino acids)
Source: RefSeq, a predicted model, not a curated record
UACAACGACGGCAACAAGUUUUAAUGUUCCUUUUAAUAAUGACCGGGACACGGCUGGUAGCUCUGCUGAUUAUCUUACCGUUUGCUGCGGGAGAGCAUCAUCUCACCUGCCCUCAGACGAUAGAGGCAGCAGAAGGAGAAGACGUCAUUAUACAGUGUGGUCUGGACCCCCCCGUCAACUUGUCUGACCACACGCUGGAUGUGGCGAGAGAGAGAGAUGACCAUGAUAACUAUGAUGAUGUCUACGCCUAUCGAAAUGGAAAGGACCACCUGGAUGACCAGAUGGAUCGAUACAGAGGCAGAACAACUCUCAACCAUGAAGACCUGAUCAGAGGAAACGUGACGCUAAAGAUCUCCUCAGUAAAUCUUUCCGACAGUGGAAAGUACAAAGUCUUCUUCCCAGACCUGACAGCCCCUUCUUUUAUUAACGUCAAUAUUGUUUCCAAAGACCAAGCAAACAGGACAAAGAGAACUGAUUCCAGCACAUCUGGACCUCCAGUAGAAGUGACCGAGUCAGACCAUCGGGGGGGCUCUGCAAAGGAGGAAUCUGUCUGGAAAAUAGUGCUGGCCAGUGUCUGUGCUGCUGCUGCUGCUGCUGCUGUUGUUGCUGGUGGUGUUGUUCUUCUCCUGGUGAAAUUUGGAGUCAUCCAGAUCUGUAAGAAGACAAACAACUUUACGAUGAGAUACCUGAGGCCCCCGACGACAGAGGAGGACGGAGACCCACCCAGCGCUGCAGAACACGGUCUGAGAGAGUUGGUGGUCCGAGACCAUACGCAGUCAUCCCCUCAACCAUAAAAACACAUCAAACUUCAAAAGUGUGACACCUUCUGUCCUUUGGCCUUCGAUUCAGAUUAGAAAAAAACUCCGAGGAGGGAUUCUACUCCCUGGGUGGAUAGAUGAAAUAGAUGUCAUGUGUACAGAAUGACCAAAGAAAUUAGCCAUUAAAGGUCUUUACAGACAAACGGGAGAAUCUUAAAAUCAAAUCUGAACUGUAACCAUGGUAAUGAUCAUCUC